This is a messenger RNA of Orycteropus afer afer, 1182 nucleotides long. The record is from RefSeq and is a predicted model, not a curated record. NCBI's taxonomy places the organism in Eukaryota, Metazoa, Chordata, Mammalia, Tubulidentata, Orycteropodidae.
AUGUCCUUGGUGUGUUUGGAAGACUUUCAGGCACAAGCACGGGAGCAUCUGUCCAAGUCAUCUUGGGAUUUUAUUGAUGGAGGAGCUGAUGACAGCUUCACACUAGAUGACAACAUCGCAGCAUUUAAAAGAAUCCGUCUCCGCCCCCGGUUCCUGAAAGAUAUGUCAGAGGUGGACACCAGGACCACAAUCCAAGGAAAGGAGAUCAGUGCCCCCAUUGGCAUUGCACCCACAGGUUUCCACUGUCUCGCCUGGCCUGAUGGAGAAAUGAGCACAGCCAGAGCUGCCCAAGCAGCUGGCAUCUGCUAUAUUACUAGCACAUAUGCAUCAUGCACCCUUGAAGAUAUUGUUACUGCUGCCCCUGGAGGCCUCCGAUGGUUCCAAUUCUAUGUGCAGCCAGAUCGGCAGCUAAACAAACAGCUGAUCCAGAGGGCAGAGUCCCUGGGUUUCAAAGCUCUGGUAAUCACUGUAGAUGUACCCACAGUCGGCAACAGGCGACAUGACAUUCGAAACAAACUGGACUUGAAGAGGAACUUAUUGCUAAAGGAUCUUCGAUCCCCUAAAGAGAGAGAUUCUACACCGCAUCUCCAGAUGUCUCCCAUUAACCCAUCCUUAUGCUGGAAUGAUCUCUCCUGGUAUCAAAGCAUAACUCAAUUGCCCAUCAUCCUUAAAGGGAUCUUGACAAAAGAGGAUGCAGAGCUAGCAGUGAAGCACAAUGUCCAUGGCAUCAUUGUUUCCAACCAUGGUGGGAGGCAGCUUGAUGGAGUUGCUGCAUCAAUCGAUGCCUUGACAGAGGUUGUGACUGCUGUGAAAGGGAAGAUUGAAGUGUACCUGGAUGGUGGUAUCCGAACUGGCAAUGAUGUGCUAAAGGCCCUAGCACUUGGAGCAAAAUGUGUUUUUCUUGGGAGACCCAUCCUGUGGGGUCUUGCUUGCAAGGGUGAACAUGGUAUUCUGGAAGUUUUGAACAUCUUAAAAAAGGAGUUUCACACAUCCAUGACCCUUACAGGUGCCGCAGCCACCGAGCCCCGGAACCUGGACUCGGCCCGCCGCCCUGGCGGCAGCAGAGGACUCCGAGCUCCCGAGCUCCCGCGGAACCUCAUUACCACCUGCAGCCACUUGCACCGUCUGCCCUUCCAAAACGCCCGCCACUGUCAGCGCCAGCUUCCUAGCUCAACCGGGUAA